CUUUGUGCCGAAGUGUGUCAAAUAUUCAAGACGUCUAGGUCGUACAUGGUGUUUUGUUAUGUUUACGCUGUUGUGAAUAAGGGCCAUCUGGCACACAUGAUACAAAUGUAUACCAGUCUUUUUUUAACAGCUUUUAAUAAGUUUUGCAACAUUGUAACGUAAUGAACUAAAAUGGAUUAUGUUGAUAUCAACAGUCGUUUAAAUGUUUACUGUUUUUGUAAACAUUUUUGAGAAAACACGAAAUGCCACCAUUUAAACGUGAUACUCAUAGUUUCUAUAAAUGAUGUAAUUAUUUCAUUUCUUUAUACUUAAACAGUUCAAAUGUCAAGUCCUAAGCUUCGUAUGAUUACAGUAUUUGUCAUCAAUAUAAAGUUAAACUUAUUAUGCUGAUGUGCAAUGAUUGGCAUCAUUGCGUUUUCUAACUAAUUUGCAUGGUUAUAUAUUUUAUUUAAGCGUGUGGAAUAUUUUACAGAUUGUAGGGAAUUGUAAUUGCAAACUUUUCAUUUUAAUCUUGAGGCAAAGCAUGAAUUUUCCUUGUGUAUUCAUUCAUGUAUAUUUGUGAUUUAUUUACACAGACAUUCGCCAACUCUGUUUUCAAAGGUGCCAAAUUUUCUUGUGAUCGUUUUCGCCAUGCAUUGUUGAGAGACUUGCGGAAGAUGGAUGUUCAACAGCUGUAUCUUCAUCUAGGCUCAAAUGACAUUCUUACGAAUGAAGCGGUGUUUUACCGAGAUGUAGCUGACUUGUGCGAUUUGGUGCAUCAGGAGGCGCACAAUCGGUGUCCAGAAUGCAGGGUUGUUUGCUCCAACGAAGACGCUUUGCUGAGCCACUUCUGCAGUCGCCACAUCAAGCAACCAGAGACUGGAAAAGAGAGUAAAAUUAAGCUGAUAGGCUCACCAAUGAUUGCAUCUGCUAAUCAUGAACUCAACGAAGUCAGCUCAAGGAAGUGGAAGGCAUGCUUGGAAAAUAGAAGUUUCCAUUAUGAAGGAACAUACAAACAUUUCCCACCCACCAUGUGGAUCAAGAUGUUUGGGCUGAUGAUUCUGGGUCGUAUGUGUGGACAAGGUGGUCCUCAUUACAUCAUGAUGCAGCUGUGUAUUCAACAACAUGUUAAUCUGUCCCAGCGGAUGUUGAUGCUCUUAAAUGAUGUUGAGAAAAAUCCAGGACCGGAGUAUUCGUGCAAAUGGAUAUCCUGCAAGGAAGACUUCCACUCCAUAGGACAGCAAGAUGCACAUAUCAUCUCUCAUGUGGUUCAAGAGAAAUGCUGUAGAUGGGGAGACUGUACCAAAGUCCUGAGCUUUAAUAGUCUUGAAAUCCAUGAACUUAAACAUCUCUAUGAUGUGAGUUUAGCACUGUGUAUGAACUGGUGUUGCUUCAUUUUCUGCAUAUCUUUAUCUCAGUCUUCUCUAGUUUUGAUGGUCAAAUACAUAUUGUCUGCCAGUUUUUUUCCCCCAAUACUGCCGUUCAUCGUUUGCUUGCAUCAAGAGUUUUAAAAGAAAUUAAAACUCUUUUGUUUAGUUAGAAUCUUAUGAAAGACUUAAAUGGCCAUGUUUAAUACAAUUGUAUAACAACAUAUACGAGCUAAAAAAAAUAGUUGGAAUAAUUAAUGUAUAUAUGAACAUAACAAAUUUACUUAAAAUCAUAGGUCUUGUUUUUGCCUGCCACUAUAAGAACCAGAACAUAUUUCGGACAUUCGAGGAUUGACUUGCUGUGUUAGAGGAUCAUCAGGUGAUGGAAGAAACCAGGCUUUUUUCGACUCAAUGUUGAUGAAACCUGAUCGACAUGCUCAUCUUGGUUGAGUAAGCCUGGGUUGAGUGUGUCCAAAAAGUAGGUAACCUGGUGAAAUCUUAGGAAAACAUUGUAACCAGAUCCAGGUUUAUUUGACUGACAGACCGAUGGACAGUGGGUCAACCGUAAAUCCCUUCAUGUGAAAACGGUAGGGACAAAAUAAAUAUCACAUUGCUUUUCUGAGUUCAUUUGUAAACCAAGUUUUAUCACAAAAUUAAAAUGGUCAAUGUAUUAUUUUGUGUAUUUGAAAAUUAUGUGAAUAUUAAGUUUCAUGAAAUCUUACUGAGUUUUCUCAAUUUUAGCUACUAUUCGGACAUGG
Dreissena polymorpha is the source of this 2104-nucleotide messenger RNA. RefSeq lists its product as uncharacterized. The record is from RefSeq and is a predicted model, not a curated record. NCBI's taxonomy places the organism in Eukaryota, Metazoa, Mollusca, Bivalvia, Myida, Dreissenidae. The transcript has 6 exons. Bases 549 to 1490 code for a protein of 313 amino acids.